Drosophila takahashii is the source of this 3694-nucleotide messenger RNA. RefSeq names its product Hermansky-Pudlak syndrome 4 protein (gene HPS4). Gene Ontology annotation, cellular component: cytoplasmic vesicle; lysosomal membrane; BLOC-3 complex. Gene Ontology annotation, molecular function: guanyl-nucleotide exchange factor activity; small GTPase binding. Lineage: Eukaryota; Metazoa; Arthropoda; Insecta; Diptera; Drosophilidae. The record is from RefSeq and is a predicted model, not a curated record. Gene Ontology annotation, biological process: protein targeting; vesicle-mediated transport; melanosome assembly.
UGCGGCGAUAUUGGCUUGUUGACUUAUCAGAAUCGUCGGUUGUUAAAUGUGAUAAGGGGCCAACGAUGCAGCGUUAGAACUGGAAGCUCCCAAAUCCCCUAUAUUCGGGAAUAAUGUUUCGGGAUUGGCGUAAAUCCGGCCACAAGCGAUGGCGGAAUGUGCAUCAGAAAGAAAAGCCUGUGAUCCUGACCGAAAGGGAGACGAUGAUAGUGUUUGUGUACGACACGGAGUGUCUGACAGAUGAAGCAGAUGAUCCCAUAUCGGCGGUUCUGUAUUUCCAUCCAAGCUGGGUCUCCGACUCCCAGAAAGUGGCUCUAUGUGGACAACUUAUGGGCACCUCGUACUUCCUCAAAGAUUGCUUCUUUAAUCCCCGCAUCCUGGCCCUCCAAAAUGGCAAGUUUGUGCUCAAGGAGUUUGGACGUUUUAUCCUGGCCAUUGGCACCGAUCGGAAUAUUGGGGAUCAACUGCUGGAACAUCGCGCCGAUUUGCUGAGUUCCCUGCUGAAAUUCUUCCACCGAGAUGUGCAGACUCUGUAUGCCCAGUAUGCUGCACCGCCCGCCCUGAACCGCCGCAAUCUCAGCGAGAAACUGUACCACAUCUUCGAGACAUAUCUGCCGAUGCUGCAGCGAAAUGGGAAUACGUUUCAAAAUGUGCCCAGGUUGCGAAUGCCGAAGACGGCCAGUCACAUUUUCCUGGAGGCCAUACAAACGCUGCAGAGCUGCCAGCAGACCAAGGGGAUCCUGGGGGGAGCCAUUCUCUAUCACAACAAAGUGGUGGCCUCCCAACUCAGCGACAUGGUGACCAAGCAUUUGGUGCUCACAGAUCCCCUGCACAUCCGCACGGCUGCCGAGCAAGUGUCCAACCAUCGUGACUUCCACAUCCCAAAUGGAGUACAGAUGCUGGUGGUUUACCUGGAGCAAAUGCAGUACCGUCAGUUGGUCGGCGAGGCACAGCGCGCCCAGAAUCUGCAGAUGAGCGCGGCGCAGCUGUCGCAGAGCGGCAUGCCCUUUCAGUAUGCCAAGCGGAAGAUAAAGCGCGACAAGUCGCUCAUCUUUACCCACAUUCCCGAGGAGGAGCAUGCGCCGGAGCAGCCGGGAGAAGGAGGCGGUUUGCCACCUGCCAGACCGAAAUCCAUGCGACCCACUCACCUGCCGUUGCGCAUAAAGAGCAUGCAGAGCAAGGAGCUCCCCGAGUCGGGCAUUGCUUCGAUUAACUUUGACGAGACCGACUCCUAUCCGCAGUUUAUUGGACGCACCAGCGUUUGCAACACUCCCAUGACCGAGAAUAAGGUGCUGCCGGUGGCGAAUGUCAUGUCCAUUUGCGCAAAUCCCGAGGAGGAGGCGGGCAAAGAGGAGGAUGUCCACAAUUCCAAUGGCAAGGCACAUUCGCGACGAAAUUCAUUGAAAUUAGAUGUUGAGAAGUUUUUCCAGAACUUCAUUAGUAACCCGAAUAAGCAGCUGACACGAAGGAAGUCCUCGGCAGAUCUUCAGGAUGCACUGCGCGCCAUCUCCAAGAAGCUGAACAACUUUACGCAUGGCUUCAAAACCGAUGUAAAUCGGAAUGGAAGCGGCGAUGGUGGAAACGCCACCUCCACCUCCGAUUCGCCGGAUUUCAUAGAGAGCGACGAGAAGAUUGCCUCACGGACCAUCAGCGAUCCCACCUAUCCGGUAUUCAACACCAAUGGCCAGCAGAUCUCGCGCAGCCUGUUCCAGCAGUUUCUCGAUCAGUAUCGCAAGUUGUGGGGAGUGGCCAGCGAGCAGGCGCAUGAGGAUGCCGAGCUAGCUGCUCUGGUGGCCGAGUUCCAGGAGUUCAACGCGGAGAUUCAGAAGCUGGACGAGCACAUGAGACAACAGGCAGCGGAGGCCUCCUCCGCCGAUCGGAAUUUGAAUAUUUCUGCGGCCAAAACUCCGGUCGAUAAGCGCUCCAUGACGCUGCCCUUGAAGUCAGCAGGGGAAGCUGGAUUUGGAGAGCGUGCAUCGGGACGCAGUGGAGCUGGAGGCGUGCCACUAACUCCGCUGAUGGCCAAACUAUCGGUUCUCGCUCUCAGUGAAGCCACGCCCAUCGAGAUUCAAACUCCGCUGACAAGCAGUAAGAUUUUCCCACGGCGCAGCUCCCUGAAAUGCGAGGAUGCAGUGGAUGCCCUGUCCACGGUUAUGCCCACUGUUCCUGCUCAACCACCGGGACCUAUUCAACCGGAUGGCCUGCAUCGCACGGAACUCUACAUAUGUGGUCAGCAGAAUAUGACCUUGCUUUUGCUCAUGGAGGAUGGAACCUGCCAACAACAGCCGGUAGUGCAGAAGAUGUUUGACAUUUGCGUGGCCAAGUUCCCGCACAUGGAAUCUCAAUUGAACCAGACUCUCAACGUAAAUGUGGAGGGCGAUAAUCGCGAUGGCGGCGACUAUAGCUUCAUGUGCGUCGACUCCAAGUGGGAUGUUCUGCAGCGCAAUGGGCCAUGGAAUCCCCUAGAGCUUAACAUCCUGGAGAGCAUGCACUCCAUACAUUCCAGUGGUCAUCAUCUUACAGAUUUGAUCUUGAGAUCCCACGACUCCGUUUACUAUGGCCACAAGAACGGAAGGACCGAGUUCUUCUACAAGGAGCCUACCCAUCAGAUCCACGGCAUUCCACCGCCCUCGGAUCCCAUUGGCAAUAUACAGAUGCGCGCCAAGUCGCGACUGGAACGCGAUCAUUCCUACAUGUUGUUCUAGGAUCGCAAUCGCAUAAUAUAAACAUAUUGAAUACUCGCAUGCUUAGCCAAAAAACAGAUAAUGUUAACGGGGUUAGUCCCCGAAAAAUAGCCAACUUUAUGCCAUCCGCUGUUAUUUACUUUGCGAUCUCUGGCUGAUUCCUGCGCGAGUCCUCGCCGGUGGUUAGGAUAAUGUUUCCAUAUCAUAUACACAACACAACCAACCAAGGGAACUCAAUUUUAAACGAUCUAAAUUUUACUUUGACUUUUAUACAAACAAUUUACAAGAAACAUUGCCGAGCUUUUAAGCAAACCAUCCCAAAGAGGCUCUCGUGGGAAAGCAAAAGAGAAAUGAAUUUUAAACGUGCCGCCUUCAGCCAGCGAAUUAUUUUGCCUAGUUUUAUCCCUCACUCGAUUGAUAGAAAGUACAAAAAUGUUUUAUGCUUUUAUGUUUACAAUGUCCAGCACUGUUGUUUAAUUUAUAAGCUUGUAACCUAUACAAUUAUUUUAAUUAUUUUGCAUUUGCUUUAGCACUGAUUUCGAAAGCCAAAGAAAUUAAAUCGAGAGGUUUUAAUUGUAAAUAUAAUACAAGAUUAGAUUCGUUUAGGCGGAAUUAUUUGCCACUAACUUAAAGUUUCCGUUCUGUCCAGAUGCAAACAUAUAUGUGUAUGUACUUAUCCUAGCCGUUUCUCAUUAUCAAAUAUUAAGCGCUUUGUGCCAAUUUUAAAUGCAGGUCAAAUGCUAAAAACUAAAAACCGUCGAAUGUUUAAGGAACGUGAGAACGAAUGUUUUUAACCAUACAAAAACAGUUUACGCAGUGCACUGGUGCGAGAGCAAACAACUAUUUUGAGAGUUUUGCGUUGACUUAGCUUAAAUAUACAUACAAUACGGAAUACAUAAAUACCUAAACGACAUUAUUUAUAUAUAAAUAUUCAUAUACGAAACAAAGACAGGUAUUGUUUUUGUAGAUUUUCAAGAAUAAACCGACAAACGUUGUCUGUGUUUGAGAAA